CAUCCGGGGCUGCCGCUGAAAGUGGGGCGGGGGAGAUCGCCGAGGGGCGCCGAUAUCCGUGGAGCGUUUUGUGCCCCUGGCAGCAACGAGGCUGGACGGGAGAAGAUUCGCCUUUGCCCCGGAGCAGCGGCUCAGCCACCGCCGGCUCUGUAAGGAAGGAGCCGGCUCUGGAUUAUCUCUCCCUCACCCCAUUCAGACAUAAACGGGGCACCUGGAGCUUCGGAGAUAACGAGACCUCGUACCCCUGUUGGGUCCAAGCAUCCAGGAAAGGAGGUGAACAAGAGCAAUGGAUGGCAAACAGCUGAGUCAAGGUGUUGAAGCCCUAGGAGACAGGAAGGAAGGCAACGCUGAUCCCAAAACCGAACCAGUUUUGGUGGAGUUCAAACAGGGACUCGGUGCUCUCCCGGAGGAAAUGUCCGCCCUUGGGGAUGAGCUCCCUGGAGGCAAAAGUCAAGGCUGGGUGGCUGAGAAGGAAGAGGACAGUGAUGAAGUGACUCCCAGCAUAGACAGUUCUGAACAACUGGAUAAACUUGGGAAAUUGUUAGGAAAAGCAAAAAGAAAAGUUUUUCAGGUUCCUCAGCAGGAAGAGACUUUGGGAAACGAGCAAAACAAAGAAAAGCAAGAGAGAAUUAUUUCAGGAAAAGGCCUAAAUAAGCUAGUUCUUUGUGCAGCUGGCAACAAAGACACUGUAAACAAGUGCAAGAGACAACUAAUAUGCGUCAAGUGUGGCAAAAGCUUCAGUAACAGCUCCAAUCUUAUUGCUCAUGAGAGAAUCCACACAGGCGAAAAACCCUACAAGUGCCUGAGCUGUGGGAAGAGCUUUGGUAAGAAAUCGACUCUUAUUGCUCACGAAAGAAUCCACACAGAGGAGAAACCCUAUGAAUGCUUAGUGUGUGGAAGAAGCUUCAGCCAGACUUCAAGCCUUAUCGCUCAUGAGAGAAUCCACACAGAAGAGAAGCCCUAUGAGUGUUCAGAGUGUGGGAGGAACUUCAGUUUGAAAUCGAGCCUGAUUGCCCACGAGAGAACCCACACAGGAGAGAAGCCCUACAAGUGCUCGGAUUGUGGGAAAAGCUUCAGCCAGAAAUCUGCCCUUAUUGCACACGUGAGGACUCACAAAGGAGAAAAACCCUACACCUGCUCAGUCUGUGGGAAGAGCUUCAGCCAGAGCUCAAACCUUAUUGCACAUGAAAGAAUUCAUACAGGAGAGAAACCUUACCAGUGUGCGGACUGUGGAAGAAGUUUCAACUGCAGCUCAAGUCUUAUUAGGCACCAGAGGAUCCACACGGAGGACAAACCAUAUGAAUGUUCAGACUGUGGGAAAAGCUUCAGCUGCAGCUCAAGCCUUAUUAGACAUCAGAGGACUCACACAGGAGAAAAACCCUAUGAAUGUUCUGACUGUGGCAAAACCUUCAGUGUGAGCUCCCAACUUAGUGUGCAUCAGAGAACCCAUACAGGAGAGAAGCCAUACGAAUGCUCAGACUGUGGGAAAAGCUUUAGUGUAAGAUCGAGCCUUAAUGCUCAUGAAAGAAUCCACACAGGUAAGAAACCUUACAAAUGUACAGACUGUCCCAAAAGUGUCUACUUGCGAUCCAGUCUCAAUGCACACAAGAGACUGCACAGAGGAGAAAAGCCGUACGACUGUGCAGAGUGUGGAAAAACCUUUCCUUGCAGCUCAAGCCUCCUUAGACAUCAGAGAAUUCAUACAGGAGAGAAACCAUACAACUGUGCAGACUGUGGGAAAAGCUUCACUUUGAGCUCAAACCUUAUUACCCAUCAGAGAACUCAUACAGGAGAAAAACCAUACCAGUGCCUGGAUUGUGGCAAAUUCUUCAGUGUGAGUUCACAGCUCAAUGUACACCAGAGAACCCACACAGGAGAAAAGCCAUAUGAAUGCUCAGACUGUAGCAAGAGCUUCACUUGUAGCUCAGGCCUUAUUAGACAUCAGAGGACCCAUACAGGAGAGAAACCAUAUCAGUGUUCAGAGUGUGGGAAAAGAUUCAACCUGAGUUCAAAUCUUAUUGCUCAUCAGAAAACUCAUACAGGAGAUAAACCAUAUAAAUGUGUGUAUUGUGAGGAAAGUUUCUAUACAAGGGCAAAUUUUGUUGAGCAUCAUAAAGCCAGCCACAUAGGAGCUACAGAUAUGAAAACAGAUGACAACAAAGUUAAUCAUGACUCCCAGUCUAUUAAUUACCAAAUAAACUAUGUAGGAUGGGAUUGACAAAACUUACUGAGGAGAGCAUAAUAUAUUGGAAAGUUCUUUAGCCAUACAUCACUGGGGCUGGUGGAAGUUGUGGUCCAAAGCUGGAAGACACUAGGUUGGCAAAUGCUGCUGUAAGCCAUUCUCUUGGAUGUGUCCAAUUUUUUUUUUAAAAAAACCAUGUUUCAUUCUAUAUCUGACAUGCUGAAAAGUGUGAAAAGGAAUUAUUUUACUUGAUAAUUUCAGAUGUAUCAGUUUCUAGACAUCUAAUAAAGGUUGUGGAAACGGUUUUUUUUUUUUAAA
Rhineura floridana is the source of this 2500-nucleotide messenger RNA. Its product is annotated as zinc finger protein 883-like. The record is from RefSeq and is a predicted model, not a curated record. Gene Ontology annotation, biological process: regulation of transcription by RNA polymerase II. The transcript has 5 exons. Lineage: Eukaryota; Metazoa; Chordata; Lepidosauria; Squamata; Rhineuridae. The coding region runs from base 287 to 2218 and encodes 643 amino acids. Gene Ontology annotation, molecular function: RNA polymerase II cis-regulatory region sequence-specific DNA binding; DNA-binding transcription factor activity, RNA polymerase II-specific.